Molecule: messenger RNA, 1806 nt
Organism: Metarhizium robertsii ARSEF 23
Lineage: Eukaryota; Fungi; Ascomycota; Sordariomycetes; Hypocreales; Clavicipitaceae
Product: Peptidase S8/S53, subtilisin/kexin/sedolisin
Exons: 5
Coding region: 1-1806 (601 amino acids)
Biological process (GO): proteolysis
Molecular function (GO): serine-type endopeptidase activity
Source: RefSeq, a predicted model, not a curated record
AUGCCACGGAUUAUGCGCUGCGAGCCGUACAGGGCCGUGCACGGGCUGUUCCUGGCGUGGAAAGAUGUUGCGCAGCCAGAGGCGGCCAUCAAGGAACAAUUGAGCGACCUCAAGGACACCCUGGAACAUUACUACAAGUACGACCAAAUCGAAACGUGGGAGAUUCCCUCACACAAACCGUACAACGCCUUGGAUCGAAAGCUGCGGGAUUUUAUCGACGACAACGACGGCGAAAAGACGUUGCUGAUUGUGUACUACCGCGGCCAUGCCACAAGGGACGGAAGGUCGCUUGUGCUCAAAUUGCGUAACAGCCAAGAAUCUCCCGGCCUGUCGUGGACGGCCAUCCAGCACAAGCUCAUGGUCGACGUCGAAGCCGACGUCCUCUUGAUCCUCGACUGCUGUCAUGCCUACAGCGCCGCGUACUCGGACUUGACAGGCAGAGACGCGAGCUCGGAAUCUCGGGGGUGCGUAGGGCUGCUAGCAUCCGUCGGCGACAACGAGAAGUCUCACCUGCGUGGCGAGCACACCUUUACCAAGAAUCUCAUUGCGCAGCUGGAGGAAAGCCACGCCGAGCCCGUCGAGGUGGCUAGGCUCUCGAACGGCCUGGAGAAGCGUUGUCGCAAUUGGCGAGACCUCCGGCCCGAGGACGCGUGGAAGAUCAACAUGCCCCGGUUUCAAAACUUGUCGAUCCAUAUUGACCGGCAGAUGUGGCUCAUGAGAAUCGACGAGCAAGCAGACGCCGACAAGACGCCCCGAGCUCCGCCGGCGGUCAUGCAACCUCGGGUCCCGACGACGCGUGCCGACGCCCCCCAACCGGCGAAGCCCGAGACGUAUCCGAAUUCCGGGCCCGUGACAUCCCCGCUUGAUCUGCCUGCAAGAAAAACAGCUGCGGAAUUCUGGACCGAACGCCAGCACAUGCUCCAGCUGCUGCUGGAUAGCGAGAUUGACAGAGUCGACAACGAGCGUCUGGUCAAGGUAGCCAUCCUGAGCUCGGGCGUAGACGAAACCUCGGCGCUGGUCAGCGCAGCGGCCAGGCGAGGUCAGUUGGAAGCCCACGACUUCACCGGGAGCAAGAGCUGCGCCGACGAGCUGGGCGUCGGGACGCACAGCGUCAACCUGAUGUUGCAAUUGACAAAAUACGCCAAGAUCUAUGCUGCCAAGGUGGCGACCAGCAGCUUUUCCCAAAAAGUGAUUGUCCGGGAGGUUUACUUGGCUCUCAGGUUCUGCAUCGACACAUGGGAUGUCGAUUUGAUUGUCCUCCCGUUUUGGUUCGAGCAACCGGUUUUUGACAUUGAGCUGCAAAUAAAACGAGGGCACGCGAAAGGCAAGCGGAUCAUGGCCGCCGCCGAGUUUGAUCCAGUAUUAAACUCCCAUGAGUCCCAUCUAUCGUUCCCGGCAUGCAUGCCCGGAGUCAUGGCCAUCGUCGCCGCCGACGGCCUAGGGCGCCUGGCGCACCCUAUCUUUCCGCCUAAGCACUCGCCAUCCGUUGAAUUUUCCACCCUGGGCCAGGGCGUCCCUUUCUUCGAGGACGACGAGACGGCGCCGUCCUGGCGGCAUUGCCGCGGCGUGGAGGACAUUUCGGUGGCUGUUGUGGUGACCGCAGCGCUGCUGUGCAACGCCCGGAAAUAUGCCUGGUGCUGUGUGGCCGGCUUGCCCGACUUUGUUAGAUGGCGCAAAAUGCCUUUGACCCGUAAGGGCUCUCAAACCUCGUUGAGGCUCAUGUCCAUGGGGUUUAGCGCGGGGCGGGCCAACGGCCUGGCGGCGAGGACCGUCGACGCCUUGCCCGAUUGGGGUGCCGCCUAUUGA